AUGGUGGUUGCCCGAGGUAACAAGAUCGGUACCCUCUACCUAACUUCACACGCGAGUGACACCCUCGCGAUUGCUGCAGGCAAGGAGAGUGCAGAUCUGUGGCACAAUAGGCUGGGACACAUGAGUGAGAAUGGUAUGAAGAUUUUACACUCAGAAGGGAAGCUAACCGGUAUUGAUUCGGUGGAAGUCGGUGUUUGCGAAGACUGUAGCUUCGGGAAGCAGAAGAGAGUUAGUUUUCUGAAGGGUGGAAGACCACCUAAACCUCACAAGCUAGAGGUUGUUCAUACAGAUGUGUAG
Messenger RNA from Asparagus officinalis (garden asparagus), 297 nucleotides. RefSeq lists its product as uncharacterized. The coding region runs from base 1 to 297 and encodes 98 amino acids. The transcript has a single exon. The record is from RefSeq and is a predicted model, not a curated record. Lineage: Eukaryota; Viridiplantae; Streptophyta; Magnoliopsida; Asparagales; Asparagaceae.